ACAUCUCCCAUCGAUGUCGUAUUACUCAAAGCCCUUGUACAAUAUGCAAUCUUCAGCGAUCCAUAUGAAUGCAAUACUUACGUCAAAACACCCUUGCAACCUUGGGACGUUCGUCUGUCAGGUCAGGUCAGAUCACUUCAAAGCCCGAAAUGACUUCCGUGCAUGGUUGUGGUAGAAGCUGGACUGUGGCGAUUGGGGCCAAUGAUUCUAUAUUGUGCUAGGCUACGCGACAUGAGGUCUCCAUGAAUAUGUUAGGGUCUCCCUAGCCGUGGCUACCAGCAACGACACGCCCCACGCUGCUUGGACGCUCGACCACAUGUGGAACCAAACAUCCGCCAAGAGCUAUCUCUAAUGUGGCGCGACCCUCAUAGAAGCAGAAGCUUACGGUCAUAUGUGCAAGCUUAUAGUUCAUAGACCUGCAGAAGUAAGGUACAGGCUCGGGCUGUGUCAACUUUUCUAUCGGCGAAACUUCCGGGCCUCAUUGUCUCCACGUGCCGACCCUGGAGUCAAGACGCAUUGCAGAGGCAUGGCUAACCCUGCGCACUCAUAAUAUCGUCCGGCACGAGCUGAUACCCUAUCGAUACCCAUUCGCUUCCCCCCAUCUGCCUUGACGGUGGACGACAUGUCGUCGGUCUUCAGCCCUACCACAGCGCUUUCGCCGGCUACCGAGGCCAACUACGCCAAUGCGCUUCCCCAAUACGGCUUCGGACCUCAAGUAACUUUCGACGGGCUGGUCUCGGGCAACCCCUUCCUCUUCCGAGUCUACACCCCGCACGGGCAUCCCCCACAGUACGAGAGCUCUGACCCAUACUUCGUCGGUGCAAAAUAUGACGACGCCUUCGCGUCGGCGACCUUCCGCUCUAGGGGCCCAGAACCAACAUCUUCGCGCACAUCCGCCGCUUGUACGUAUGCGGACGUUAUCCAGCACCUCGAUUGGACGCGGCGCUCCGAGUCGCCGUACAUCUCGACGUCGUUCAGCUUCGCGUGGGCGAUCUGGGAGGCUAUAAGGCGCUACCACAACGGGGUGAAGCACGAUGUCGAGAUUGCGGUUAUCGACGCUAGAGCCAUAGCAGACCAUGCGAUCACGGCUGUGGAACUGCUCAUGAAAGCGAGCCCCAAAGAACGACACCGGGACCACUGGAAGUGGUACCGUUACGCCCUUGAAUCUCAGGAUGUGCUCGUUUGGGGUCAUAUCCCAGGGGACGCCGUUCUUGCCUCUAUCCCCCUCCUUCAAAUCCUCGGCAAACUCCCCUCGUACUUCCUCUACCACGAUAUCGCCGACGCGAAAGACUCGCCCCUCUUCAAACUCGGCUGGGACUUCACAAAGAAGAAGCCGAGCUACCGCCAAUUUUGCCAGGCCAUCACGGACCGCUUCAUGCAGAUGUCUGUCGACCGCAGGCUGCGGGACACGACCGCGGGUUCGGUGCGUCUCGCGCUGGCGCUACUCCGGCCGCACUUCCACCAGCACAUCUCGGACGAUUUCACGACCGCGACGCAGCGCGUCUUCGAGCUCUCGUACGUGAUCGCGCAGUGGCCGGGCCAGUGGUGGACGCGCGAGCACCCCGAGAUCCCCGACCUCGUGCGGUGCGUCGUGCACAUGAUCGGCGAGGAGAUGCGCGAGGCGCGCCGCGUGCAGGCGCUCGCGGACGCGACGAAGAUGCAGGACAUCGUCGGCGGGCUCGAGCAGCUCGCGCAGGCGCACGAGGCGCGCGGCAGCCGCGACGGCAGCCGCCCCCCGCGCAAGGUUCUCGCGAACAUCAGCCUCUCGCCGCUCCCGUCCCCCUCGCCCACCCUUCCUCCCUCGCCCGCGUCGAGCGAUCUCAAGCGCCAUUUCCGGCUCGGAUCUGUGGAUAUUAUUACCGAUGACAUGCGCGAGGCGAAAGGCACCCAGACGGAUGCGGAGUUGCCGCGAGAGGAGGUAGUGGUCCCCCAGGAGCGCGCCGAAGAACUGCCGAGACCGGCCCCGAAGGCCUCGCCUCCUUUCGUACAAGCGACAUAUACACAUCGAGCGAUGGAUGCCUUCGCACGGACGACGUCUUGCUUCCUGACCGGGCUGCUCGUUGGCUCCUUCAUCACACUAUGCGUCCUGGCGCCAGACAGGCGUCCAAUUAUGCAUCAUUUGACAUGAUGACUUCCCUUCGUUCCCUUCUUGGUCUCUGCCAAGGACCGACCAAAAAUCAUCCACACAUUUCUCUAGGGUUAUAGCGUGAUUAAAUAUUGGGUAUUUAUCCUCGACCGUAGUCGACUAUAGUCCCGACUCCGUCCAAAUCGCAUGUAUACCAGUUCUGUAUCGUUGCCCCAUGUAAUCUAGGCCUAUGGUGCUAUGUAGACAAGCUGUAUAACGAUUUGCUAUUCUGUACAACACAUACCCUGCAAGGCCAAUAUCAGGUGUCUAUUUUUUUUCAUCUCAGCUUCACAUUCUUUGCAUGAUGGGUUACUCUCUGCCGACUAGUAAAGCUUAGCAAAUAUCAUCUCGGUAUAUUUAUCCAUUUAGUCACUAUCAUACAUGUCUCGAUAGUACGUGCCACCGGGAAUAUCCUCUUCAUCGUAUCCAAAUAUCCCAACCUCACCGUGCGAGUUGGGUACGACGACGGGAGUCAUUGAUGAAAAUCCAGUUUGAACUAUUCGCGAAGAUCGCCCAGCUUUCUGCUCGCGUCGGAGCUGCCAGUGCUGCUGGGCUUUCGCCUGCUGCUCCUGUUUACGCUUUCCCUCCUGUGAUUCCUGCUGCUGCUGCUCUCGCUGCGCCUGCUGCUUCGCAAGCACCUCGGCAUCGUGAAUCUUGACUGCGCAACAGACCAAGCAGGUCUGCACCAUGCUGUCGUCACGAGGCUUCCGAGCGAAGCAAGGCAGGGCCAGCUCGCGUGCGCAGGACUUGCAGAGCUGGCUGGCGGGCCGGCCGUGUGCCACCACGAGGAUGUCGAGAGGCAGGAGUGGGUGCCCGGAGUUUGGUGGCGGCGGGCCGGCCCUGCGCAGUGUCAUGUACCGCGCACUCUGCGCGAGCAGCUCCGUCUCGUUGAUAUAGCCCCUCUGAGAAAACAGCAGGAAGAGCUUGGAGAUGAGCUGAAUGUCCUUAGCGGCGUAUUGGAUAUGCUUCUUCCACAGCGGACGUUCGCUCCAUUUGUUAUGAGGAAAAAAUCCUAGAGUGGAUGCUGUCGUAAACGUCUCAUAAGUUCCAGUAGCCGGCAACUUACUGCUUUUGCCCUUCUCCUCGGAGCCGACAGCGCCAUGCUCAAGGGCACUUGCCCCGAGGCCAUUCAAUCGAUGGACCUUGGUGUACGAUGCGUCUUUAACUUCCCCUUCACU
Molecule: messenger RNA, 3303 nt
Organism: Phanerochaete carnosa HHB-10118-sp
Lineage: Eukaryota; Fungi; Basidiomycota; Agaricomycetes; Polyporales; Phanerochaetaceae
Exons: 2
Coding region: 623-2128 (501 amino acids)
Source: RefSeq, a predicted model, not a curated record